CUUGUGCGGCAGCGGCGGCGGUCACUCGGCACUCCUUCGCGACGGUUCGGCCUGGAGCCGCGAGCGGCCGUUGCCAGGGUGGGGGUCGCUUUGCGGCAUGGCGAUGGCGGAGGGCGAGAGGACUGAGUGUGCUGAGCCCCCCCGGGACGAACCCCCAGCCGAUGGCAGUCUGAAGCGGGCAGAGGAGCUCAAGACACAAGCCAACGAUUACUUCAAAGCCAAGGACUACGAGAACGCUAUCAAGUUCUACAGUCAGGCCAUCGAGUUGAACCCCAACAAUGCCAUCUACUAUGGCAACCGCAGCCUGGCCUACCUGCGCACUGAGUGCUAUGGCUAUGCACUGGGCGAUGCCACGCGGUCCGUCGAGCUUGACAAGAAGUACAUCAAAGGCUACUACCGUCGGGCAGCCAGCAACAUGGCACUGGGCAAGUUCCGGGCUGCCCUGCGUGACUACGAGACGGUGGUGAAGGUGAAGCCUAAUGACAAGGAUGCCAAGAUAAAGUACCAGGAGUGCAGCAAGAUUGUGAAGCAGAAGGCCUUCGAGAGAGCCAUUGCGGGCGACGAGCACAGACGCUCUGUCGUGGACUCUCUGGACAUCGAAAGCAUGACCAUUGAAGAUGAAUACAGCGGGCCCAAGCUUGAGGAUGGCAAAGUGACAAUCACCUUCAUGAAAGACCUCAUGCAGUGGUACAAGGAUCAGAAGAAAUUGCACCGGAAGUGCGCCUACCAGAUCCUAGUACAGGUGAAAGAAGUCCUCUGCAAGCUGAGCACGCUGGUGGAGACGACACUGAAAGAGACAGAGAAGAUUACAGUGUGCGGGGACACCCAUGGCCAGUUCUAUGACCUCCUCAACAUAUUUGAGCUCAACGGUUUACCCUCAGAGACCAACCCCUAUAUAUUUAAUGGCGACUUUGUGGACCGAGGCUCCUUCUCUGUCGAAGUCAUCCUCACCCUCUUUGGCUUUAAGCUGCUGUAUCCAGACCAUUUUCAUCUACUUCGAGGCAACCACGAGACAGACAACAUGAACCAGAUCUAUGGGUUCGAGGGCGAGGUGAAGGCCAAGUACACAGCCCAGAUGUACGAGCUCUUCAGCGAGGUGUUCGAGUGGCUUCCGCUGGCACAGUGCAUCAAUGGCAAAGUGCUGAUCAUGCAUGGAGGCCUGUUCAGUGAAGAUGGUGUCACUCUGGAUGACAUCCGGAAGAUUGAGCGGAAUCGGCAGCCCCCAGACUCAGGUCCCAUGUGUGACCUGCUGUGGUCAGAUCCCCAGCCACAGAAUGGGCGCUCCGUCAGCAAGCGUGGCGUGAGUUGCCAGUUUGGACCCGAUGUCACCAAGGCCUUCCUGGAGGAGAAUCAACUGGACUACAUCAUCCGCAGCCAUGAAGUCAAAGCUGAGGGCUACGAAGUGGCCCAUGGUGGCCUCUGUGUCACCGUCUUCUCUGCCCCCAACUAUUGUGACCAGAUGGGAAACAAAGCCUCCUACAUCCACCUCCAGGGCUCCGACCUGCGGCCCCAGUUCCACCAAUUCACAGCAGUGCCUCACCCCAAUGUCAAGCCCAUGGCAUACGCCAACACGCUGCUGCAGCUAGGGAUGAUGUGAGGCUGUCUACAGCAGUAAACCAGGGCCUGCCCAGCUGGAUGGCCCCGCCUUCGGCCUGCUGCCCCGCCCCAGGGCAACGUUGGACCCCCUUUUACUUUGUAAAGUUUGUAUUUAUUCCCCUUUAGGUUGCAGAGGGGGUGGGGGCAGCGUGGGGCAGCAGACCACAGGCUCCUGGUCAGAGGAAGGAGGAGUUGAGACUGGGGGUAGGGCACAGCCUGGGCAUUUGGAGGAAGGCCAACUUUGGCAGGGGUGAGGCUGAGAGGAGGUCUUGCCCCCUCACCUGCAUGGCUCCUCCCCUGGUAAAGCAAUAGGACCCUGCCAUAGGAAGACCCCAAAAGAGGGUCAUCAGGGAGGCCUCCUCCUGGUAGGCUCAGGAUGGGGCAAGGCUGGGGCCCACCCCCCAGCUAUUUUAUGUUCUGUAAUUAAAUAUGUUAAAAUAAAAUAAAGUCAUUAUUGUAAGUCAAA
Messenger RNA from Grammomys surdaster, 2062 nucleotides. It is a transcript of the gene Ppp5c, whose product is annotated as protein phosphatase 5 catalytic subunit. The record is from RefSeq and is a predicted model, not a curated record. Gene Ontology annotation, molecular function: protein binding; protein serine/threonine phosphatase activity. The transcript is spliced from 13 exons. Gene Ontology annotation, cellular component: nucleus; cytosol. Lineage: Eukaryota; Metazoa; Chordata; Mammalia; Rodentia; Muridae. The coding region runs from base 98 to 1597 and encodes 499 amino acids.